Messenger RNA from Panicum hallii, 936 nucleotides. RefSeq names its product zinc finger protein 865-like. The record is from RefSeq and is a predicted model, not a curated record. The transcript has 2 exons. The coding region runs from base 94 to 798 and encodes 234 amino acids. Lineage: Eukaryota; Viridiplantae; Streptophyta; Magnoliopsida; Poales; Poaceae.
CACACAACUGACCUCCAACUGCCCGGCCGAAACUACAGCAAAUCGCUCUGGUCGUCACUGCACUCUCGCUGUCUCUUUCUCCCUCGGCACGCCAUGCGAGCCUCUCAGACCCAAGGGCCGCAGCCACUGCCGCUGCCGUUGCCGCUGCCGCCUCCUCCGCUGUGCCUGCCGUCGCCGCCCGCCGCCCCUCGCCGCGGGCGCCACCGCAGCUCGUACUCAUCCUCGUCGUCGUCCUCUUCCUCCGUCUCCAGCGGCUCAUCAACCUUCUGCCCGUCGCCGUCGCCGGCCCCGUCCCCGCGCGCCAGCACCUCCUCCCUCGUGCCCUUCUCGUGGGAGCGCCACCCGGGCGUGCCCAAGAACUCGUCCCGCGGCGACCUCGCCUCCCCCACAGGCACGCCGCUCCCGCUCCCGCCGCCGCUGCAACCGCCCUCCUCUCGCCGCCGGCGCCGGCGGCCGCGCGCCAAGCUCCCCGCCGCGUCCUCCGACGCCAACGGCGACCCCUUCGUCGCCGCCUUCGCGGAGUGCACCAGGGACGACGACGGCGAGGAUGACGAGGCGGAUCACGGCGCCGACGCCGCCGUGACCGCGGCCAAAGACAAGCAGCUCUGGCUGGCGCCGGCAAAGCCAACGGUAUCAGGCCGCGCCGGGCGUCCGUGGCGACCUGCCGGCGGCGGGUUCCUCGGCUUCCUGGACCUCUACGGGUGCAAGAGCGCCAUGGCGGUCGCCGACGGCGCCUUCCUUGCCCGCAGGCCCGUCGCAGCACGUCCCGGGGCGGCAAGCCGGACAACACGGAGAUAAGUGAACAUGCUACUAUGUGCUGGCUUGCAGGUGCUGUAAUCAUGCCUGGCAAUUACCACGCAAGAGGAAGUUUCUAGUAGUAAACUUUGGUCUUCUUCAGAUCAUCAGAUCUGUUGGUUUUGGACCGUCCUGGAAGCA